UUGAAAUUUCCAUAGCGGAGUUGAACGCGUUACGUGCACAGAGACGGCGGACGUUUUUCAGUGGAGCCGCUAAGGUCAGACACGCAGUCGCAGCCCCUAAAAAUAUCGUCGGCGUCGAGCGGCCGUUACACAAUCGUCUCCUCCAAGGAGGGCCGGAGGCUCCAAAACAACGCGAGUCUUCAAGCUUUGGCGUUGCCACGGAAACCAGAUCAAGCAUGGGCGAAAGAGACGCGAGCGCGACGCCGAGCUGCUACGAGCUGGACAAGAUCCUCAACCGGGGCUGCGCGGCGUACGCGCCUUGCGACCAAGUGUGGCCUCGAGUCUACAUCGGCGACGAGGCGACGGCAAAGGACAAGCCGAAACUGAAGAAGUUGGGAAUCACGCACAUCCUGAACGCGGCAGAGGGCACGUGGAACAACGUGGACACCGGCGCCGGUUACUACGACGACAUGGCCGCGGUGUACCACGGCGUGGUGGCUUCGGACACGCCCUCGUUUGACCUCGGCCAGUACUUUUUCAGCGCCGCCGACUUCAUCGCAACGGCGCUGGCCGACCCGAACAACAAACUGCUGGUGCACUGCGUGAUGGGCAGGAGCCGCUCGGCCUCGCUCUUCCUGGCCUACCUGAUGAUCGGCGAGGGCAUGACGCUGGCCGACGCCGCCGAGCACGUCAAGACGCGCCGCAGGAUCCUGCCCAACUGGGGCUUCCUCAAGCAGCUGAGGGAGCUGGACGCGCAGCUGCUGGAACGGAGGCGGGACGGUCCGCAUGGGGGGGACUAAAGAAGAAAAAAAAAAAUAAUAAUAAUAAUUUCGUUAUUAGGCCCCUGACAACUCCAGUCCACUGCGAGCGCUUGAAGGGCUGCAAUUUCAUCUAUUCUGAUGAUUUAUGCGGCAGUCAUUUCCUAUUCUGAGUAAUCGUUUUUACAGAAGUUGGGGCAAUUUGGAUCAAAAUGGAAAAAAAAAAAAAAAAAAAUCAAAGUGAGCAAUUAUUACCUUUCUGUUAAAAGGCUGCAUCCCGGUCAGCAUCUUCUUGGUUCCCUGACAGAAAAGAAAUAAAGUGUACAAUUUGUUAGUGCAACAGUGGUCUAAAUGCAACGUCCAAGUAUUUGUGAAAAUGCGGCUUACUUUCUUUGUGGGUUGUUCCCGGUUUCGGGACUCGUCAAUCUCGGAAAUGGCCCAAAAUCAAUCAACCAAAGUGCCGAAUGCAAUAAAGCAAUUGCAGCUAAACCUCGAUUUGGACCAGUACUCAUUCAUUUUCCCCCCAAAUUCAUUUCAGAGCAUGCAGUGACUUUUGAAAAAGAUCCAAAAUGAAAAGCUUUCAAAAGGCAUUCUGCAAAAUAUUAAUGGAAUUGACACACACACACACGGUUCGGGAGUGUACAAAUGGGGAGAUCCGCUGGCAUAUUUGGACAGAAAUCAGUCUGCUUUAUUAAACAGAAAGCUGCCUCAAGGAGAUCUGUUACAAAAAGACUUAUACAUACGUAGAGCAAUAAAUCCUCUCAAAGCGCAACAAAAAAACUGGACUAAAAGUUUACGUGGUUUUUUUUUUUUUUCGUUUAUAUUAUUAGCAUUAACAAAAUAUAAUUUCAUUUUUCACCUAAUAAAAGGCCCGGUAGCUUGAAAAUGGCUUGCUAUUUGUUAAGCAC
This is a messenger RNA of Syngnathoides biaculeatus (alligator pipefish), 1645 nucleotides long. RefSeq names its product dual specificity phosphatase 29-like. Bases 216 to 779 code for a protein of 187 amino acids. Gene Ontology annotation, cellular component: cytoplasm. Gene Ontology annotation, molecular function: MAP kinase phosphatase activity; protein tyrosine/serine/threonine phosphatase activity. NCBI's taxonomy places the organism in Eukaryota, Metazoa, Chordata, Actinopteri, Syngnathiformes, Syngnathidae. Gene Ontology annotation, biological process: protein dephosphorylation; negative regulation of MAPK cascade. The record is from RefSeq and is a predicted model, not a curated record. The transcript is spliced from 3 exons.